AUGAUUAACAUAAUGAAUAGAGCCUAUGGUGUGAGAAAUGCCUAUAAACAAAGAUAGAUGUCUUAAACGUAAUUUCAAUUUAUGAAGCAGAGUCAAGAAUAGAAAAAUAAUAAAAUAGACAUUGCUUGAAUUACAUUUCUAUCUCAAAUAAAAACUAAAGUAUAUUGAUGAAUUUUUAAUGAUCAUAAAAAUAUAAUUUUAAAUAUUAGAAUAAUCUAUAAAAGAUACUGAAAAAAGAAUAAAUUUAUGGAAGGAUCAAUUAAUAAAAGUUAGAGAUGACCAGUGUACAUAUAGCUUAAUACAAGAACAUUCCAAUUUAGAUAAGGAAGAAAAUUAAUGGGGGCAAGAAAAAUAAUUGAUUUCUCAAAAUUAAAUAAAUGUUAUUGAUUAACUUCAUAGUAUUACUAAUUGUUGAUGAAAUCUAACUCUAAAUUUAGAACAUUGUAAAAUCACACGAGCAACUUUAUACUAAUAUCUAAAUCCCUUUAUCUAAUCAACUAAUACAAGUUAGAAUAAAUGCAACUUUAAAAAGAAAAUCUAUCAUAAAACGAAGGAUUUUACAACAAACUCUUUAACAAAUUAGUUUAAGAGAUAAGAUAAAAUGAAAUAUGUUAUGCUAUAGGAUUAAUAAAAAUGAUUCUAUAAUGGCCGCUGGAUAUAAUUAAUGUAUAAAGAUAUGGAAGAUAGAAAAUGAAAAAUUAUUUGAUUCAUAAAUUAAUUUAUUAGGGAAAUCAGAAGUGGAUUUUGCUAUUUUCAUAGCUUUUAGUAAAAGAAAAAAUCUCUUUGUUUAUGAAAUUUAUGAUUGUAGUAUAAGAAUAUGGUUUGAGAUUGUGA
Molecule: messenger RNA, 834 nt
Organism: Paramecium pentaurelia
Lineage: Eukaryota; Ciliophora; Oligohymenophorea; Peniculida; Parameciidae
Source: the annotation of a GenBank genome assembly